AUGUCGCAGGAGGCACAGGGCGCGAAGAACGGCCCCCGCAGUAGUGCGGAGGUGCCGGAGGAGUGGCUGAAGGGAAAAACAGCCCGCGAGAAGUACACCAUCACGCGUGGAUUUCUCGCACAGCGGCGGCUGGAGCAGAACGAGCGGCCCGUCAUUGAACAGGCCGUACGGCAGAAGCAACGCGGCGCUGCAGCAGAGUUAUUGUUUUCAACACCAACACCGCCGCACGCACGCUCACAGUUGCAAACACAAACAAAAACACAAACAUUAUCAGGAUCACCAUCAUGGAAGUCGCAAAGUGCACCACCUGUGGGAUCGCGGCCGCCCAAGAACCGCGACAGCACCGCCGCCCCGCUAACGAUACGCACACCGCGUCUUCUGCAGAAGAAGUUGCCAUCAUUGCGGGGCGAACAAAGCGGUGGAGCGGCGCCCACGUCAAACGCCUGCGCCCCACAAUCACAAGGACAAACACAAGCGCAAGGAGAAAUACAAAUACAAGGAGAAUCACAAAUACAAAAGGUACAACAAGAAGAAGAACAGCAACAACAGGAAGAACUAUACUCAAAUGGGUCCCCAUCGCCUACACGGGAGGCCCCCGCAUACAACCGUACAUACUUUCAACUAGAGGACUUUGACAACACUGACUUCGAGUCUCACACCCCACAGGAGUGGGUUGCACUCGGCGGUGAAAAUGGCACACCCGCACGCUCUCCAUUCUUUGACAAACAGACCAACGAAGUACAGUGGCGUCCCUGUCGUGUUGUCGCCUACGACGAGGAUACAUGCUGCUACAACAUUGUGUGGGAGGACAACGGUCAAAGCAAGUGGACUAAGCGCCUUAACAUCAUCUUUGACGCAGAGAAUGAGGCGGUUUGGCACGAGCGUGUUCGACGGGCGAAAGCUUACCGCGCCGAGACGGAGGCGGCGCUGCGAGGAAAUUUGUACUUACAAUCAAUGGAUAGUAGCGGUUUCGCCCCAAUGAGUGAAGAGCAGAUGAAUCGAAUAAUAGCACUCGUCGCGAAGCGUUUCCCACUUAAUUCAUUACACCUCGUUGAACAAUGUACCCACGAGGUUGAAGAACUCUACUAUUACAGCCUUAAACGUGCACAACACUGGCGUGAAAUAAGACACGCUAAAGAGGAACAGUUGCGUGCAGAGUUACUUGGCCUUCCGGCACCGCCACAUUCUGUUGCAUACUGCGAAGAUAUUCCCCUGGACGCGCUAAGGGGUACCAUAGAUACACCUUCACCCAAUUUUCGAGUUGCAAGGGAGUUCAUCGCUGAGAAUUUAUUCCAGACGCAAGCGUUACUACGUGACACUGUCUAUGCCAUUCAUACACAAUGGAAUGAAUAUAAGGGACAACUCUUAUGUGUAACUCAACUAGAUAAACGUGAGACUCCCCUUGAACUUCGAAACUUUGAGGAAAUGCAAGCUCACCGUGGAUUUAGUAUAUCUGAAAAACUGCGUAAUGAAUGGAGUAUCAAUGUACGGUGUACUAUUCAAAAUAAUCUUGACGUCCAUUUUAAGUUCUAUGAAGAUAACAUGGAACGGUACCUUUCCAGUCGAAUGUGUCGUUUUGUAAAUCUUGUUAAUGUUAUGAUGAAUUCACAAUUACGAGAGUUACUGGUCGCAUCAUUAAAAGAUUUCGCCGCAUUCAUUCACCAUUACCGUAUAGAGCCGCUCAAGGAUGAUGUAAAGAUGGAGGAACUACAAGAAGAUGUAGAAGAAGCAGAACACUGGGAAAAACGUCAAAAUGAAUGGCGUGAGAAAAAACGUGCAGAAGAAGAAGCACUGGCGGCAGCCAACGAACGUCAACGUCUUGGUAAACGUAAAGAGAGUACUCUUCGUUCAGUAAAAAGUGAAAAAACUGAAGAAGAAGUGGAAGAAGAAGUUCCAUUUGUAUGGGAACUCGGAACGUUCCGUAAUCAUCUUCCAUAUACAAAGCGUGUAGUAGAGAUGACAAUGAAACCUCGUGGAUUUAGACCACUCUUUUUACUAACUCUCGUGGAGGAAGGAGGUCGUGUCGUCUUUUCACCAUCAUUGGAGGAUGUGACAAGGAAGGUGACUGGCGUAUUUGAUAAAUGUUUUGAGCACGUUGACAGAAUACACGGAAUGGGGGAUCAACUCUUCCCUCUAUUAACAAUGCAGCCAUUGAUUCUACAUCCACUCAACCCUACGGAGCCUGUAGUGUGUGAGGCGCGGCAAAUGAUUGAAAAGGCCCUUUCUGACAAUGUUGAAGCACCGUUGCAGCUUCAACAAAUGUACCAAACAUUUGAGUAUAUUUUACAGCAAGACACAGAGUCGCUUGUGGAGGAGGUUAAAGCACGUCAACUUUCACUUCAUGAUUUUGAUUGGACAUUUGAGCGUAUUUCCCGCGAUAGAGAACGCAUAGUGCGGCGGACGCCCAACCAUGUAAAAUAUGAAAUGUUCUUCAUUGAUUGUAAAGGAAUAAAGACAACGUUACUAACCAAGGCUGAAGAAAUUCAAAAUGCUCUAAUGGAAACUUUAUCAGAAAGACUAAGAAAUAAUUGUUCAUCUAUUAUCAAUGAUUAUAAUACUAUGAGUGAACGGAUGGCGGUGGAACCACGUUCACCAGAGGAAUUACAAGAAUUACGCGAUUUUCUUGAUAACAUUCCUGCGCGACAAGAAGCAAUUAACACUGCUUUUGAUGCCUUAACAGAAGGAUUUGAUCUUCUUUUUAAAUAUAAUUAUGUUUUUACUCCGGAGGCAUGUAAUGAUUACCGUACAGCUUAUGAAUGGCCAAGACGUCUACACCAAGAAUUGGAAGAUGGAAACUUCCGAAGCAAGGAGUAUCGCAAUGUGCUUAUGCAAAAGUUACGAGACAACUGUGAGACACUUACAAACGAUAUUGUCCAAUUAGGCAAUAUUGUAGACGACUUUACUCAUUUUGGUGAUGAAGCACGAGCUGAUGAGUACUAUGAACAAGCAAGGGCAUUAGAACAACGUAUUAAAGAACAUCAAGAACAAAUUCAAUUAUAUAACAGCCAUGAAACACUUUUCUCAUUACAACAAUCCAAAUGGCCGCAACUAAAAGAAAUUAAGGCUCAACUAGAACCUUACUAUAUCUUAUGGGAAGUUGUAAGUCUUUUCAAUAACGAAAGCGAGCGUUGGCUGAAUACACGCCUUUCAGCAUUACAACCAGUAGAUGCAGACAGACAACUGACUGAUUGGGCGAAGAAAGUUGCUAUUGUGUCAAAGAAAAUCAAAGAGGCAGAACCUAUGGAAGUUGUGAAACGUAUACGAGAAAAUAUUGCGGCUUUUAGGCCCUAUAUACCACUUUUAUAUGCGUUACGAAGUAAUUUACAAGGGAGUCACUGGAAGGCUAUUUAUCAAGUUUGUGGUAUACCGAAAGAAAAGCAAAGUUUAGGUACUGGUGGUGCCGAUUCUAACGAAUGGAGACCCUUUAAUGAUUUUAUUAAAUUAGGAAUGUUAGAUUUUUUACCACAGAUUGAGAGUAUUGCUACAGUUGCACAAAAAUCUUACGAAUUGGAAAGUGAACUUAUGGCAAUGGAAGCAGAAUGGAAGAAGUUACUUUUUGAUAUGGAACCUUAUCAAGAUACGCAUAAACUAAAGUCAAAUGACAUUAUGCAACUGACAUUGGAUGAACAUAUCCUGAAAACGCAGUCAAUGCUUGGAAAACCAAUUGUUAGACAAGCACCUGCAUUGCAAGCACGUGUUUCGCAAUGGGAAAGACUCUUAGAUAAGAUUCAGUGUACAGUAGAUGAAUGGUUUAAAUGUCAAGGAACCUGGGCUUACCUUGAACCAAUUUUUUCUUCUGCAGAUAUUUCUCGUAGUUUACCAAAGGAGAAACAACUCUUUCUCGUUAUUGAUGAGUCAUGGCAUAAAAUCAUGGAACAGACACGAACGACACCCCAAAUAUUAACCCGUUGCCAAGAUGAAUCCUUACUAAGAACACUUACAGAGAAUAACAACAACUUAGACAUUAUUCUCAAAAAGUUACAACAAUUUCUUGAGACAAAGCGAAUGGCAUUUCCAAGGUUUUAUUUUAUCUCUAAUGAAGAACUACUACAAAUUCUCUCAGAUAGUAAAGAUCCAUAUCUUGUACAACCUUAUCUUAGUAAGUGUUUUGAAGGAAUUAAACGUAUUCAAUUUGGAGAUGCUCAUGAUAUUCUCGCAAUGGAAUCAUCUGAAGGUGAAGUAGUAACACUUAUUAAAACCAUUAAUCCUGGAGACUAUCAAAACCUUGUUGAACGGUGGCUUCAAGCUCUUGAAGAUGUUAUGAAAGAAACUAUACUUGAUCAACUACGUCAAGCUACAGGAGAUUAUGCAACCCAUAAGAAGCGAACAGAGUUUAUCCGUGCAUGGCCUGGUCAAAUUGUCAUUGCCAUUUGCUCCUUAUACUGGACAAUGGAGGCAACAGAAGCUAUGAGUUCAGAAGGUACAGUUGGUCUUACUAGUUAUCAUGAAAAAUGUGUUAGUCAACUUGAUGAUCUUAUUGUUUUGGUGCGGGAUCGAAAUCUUGCCGCAGUGGAGCGCUGUACACUUGAAGCUCUGGUAGUGGUAGAGGUUCACGCAAAAGAUAUUAUUGCUCAACUUUCUGAGAAAGGUGUUGAUUCACCAAAGAGUUUUGAUUGGUUAGCACAACUUCGAUACUACUGGGAAGAAGAUCAUCUUUCUGUACGUCAAAUUAACGCCUCACUUCGCUAUGGAUAUGAAUAUUUGGGAAAUACUGGACGUCUUGUUAUUACACCAUUAACCGAUCGAUGCUAUCGCACACUUAUUGGUGCAUUACACCUUAAUUAUGGUGGUGCCCCAGAGGGACCUGCUGGUACAGGUAAAACUGAAACUACAAAAGAUCUUGCUAAAGCCUUGGGAAAGUAUUGUGUAGUAUAUAAUUGUUCAGAUCAGAUUACAGCGAAGGAUAUGGCUAAACUUUUUAAGGGACUUUCACAAUCUGGUUCCUGGGGUUGUUUUGAUGAGUUUAAUCGUAUUGAAAUACAGGUGUUAUCUGUCAUUGCACAACAAGUUGCGGUUAUACAGGAAGCUAUUAUUCAGAAACGGAAUGAAUUCAUCUUUGAAGGUGCACAAAUUCGUCUUGAUCCUGGAUGUGCUAUCUUUGUUACAAUGAACCCUGGUUAUGCAGGUCGUGCAGAACUUCCCGAUAACCUUAAAGCACUUUUCCGUCCGGUAGCUAUGAUGGUUCCGAACUAUGCUAUGAUUGGUGAGAUUCAACUCUAUUCAUACGGUUUUCUUUAUGGAAAAGAAUUAGCAGAAAAAAUUGUUGCCACAUACCGUCUGUGUUCAGAGCAAUUAUCUUCACAAGAUCAUUAUGAUUAUGGUAUGCGUGCUGUAAAGGCUGUUCUAACAGCUGCAGGUCGUUUGAAACGUGCUUAUCCUGAUGAAGAUGAGAUGGUGUUAAUGUUACGUUCUAUUCAAGAUGUUAAUCUUCCAAAAUUCUUAACACAGGAUGUGGAACUAUUUAAAGGAAUUGUUUCUGAUCUUUUCCCUGGUGUAAAACUACCUGAACCGGACUACGUAGAUAUGCAUAAUGCCCUUGUAAGGGUAUGUGAAACACGUAACUUACAACUUACAAAUUACUUUGAAAUAAAAAUUAGGGAAACGUAUGAGAUGAUUGUAGUACGUCAUGGUAUGAUGUUGGUGGGUUUUUCGUUUGGUGCCAAAACAAAAAUUCUGCAAUGUCUUUCAGAAUCUCUUGGUCUUAUGGAGGCUAUUGGGAAGGAGCGACGCACACGCCUUAUAACAAUGAAUCCCAAAUCUGUAACUAUGCCACAAUUAUAUGGUAGAGUUGAGGCAUCUGGUGAGUGGACAGAUGGUAUUUUACCAUUCAGGUUUCGAUUAGCGGCACAAGACACAUCAAAAGAGCGUAAAUGGCUUGUGCUAGAUGGUCCUGUAGAUGCCGUGUGGAUUGAGAAUAUGAACACUGUACUUGAUGAUAAUAAAAAACUUUGUCUUCAGAAUGGUGAUAUUAUACCCAUGUCAAAGGAAAUGAAUCUUAUUUUUGAAGUUCAAGAUCUUGCUCACGCCUCACCUGCCACUGUAUCCCGUUGUGGUAUGGUAUACGUGGAACCAGAUUCACUUGGUUGGCGCUGUCUAAUAGAUUCGUACUUCAAUACAUUGCCAGAAAUUAUCCGUGAGAAUGAGAAUAUGGUGACAGCUUUACGUACUCUCGUAGAUGUUUUUAUGCCUCCAAUGUUAGAAGUUGUGAGAAAGGAUGUUAAAUCCGUUAUUCCACAAGGAGCUCUUGUUUCAGUUUCUGGUUUUAUUAAACUCUUUUCAACCUUCCUCCGUGGGUUAGAAGAAGAAGAAGAUGCUCCACCGACAGAUGUUUCCGCACAGGCACGCACGAUGCUGAUGAAAUUAGAGGGAUGGUUCCUCUUUUCACUUGUUUGGUCGGUUGGUGGAUGUCUCUUUACAAAGGAGAGGGCCAUAUUUAAUGCGGCACUUCAUUCUGAAGUGGCUGCUGCUGCUGGAAAUGGAUCCUACAAGUUUACACUUGUUCUCCCCGAUAAUAAACAUUCCUUUUUUGAUGUUCGUCUUGAGACAGAGGGUGAAGUUCGUUUUGCACAGUGGUCUGACUAUGUGCCAGAGUUUGUAAUUGAAGAGGGUGUGGAGUACCAAGACGUAAUUGUCCCUACCAGUGCACAGACAAGGUAUUCCUUCCUUACAAAACUUAUGAUUGGUGCCAUGCAUCCUGUGCUACUUGUGGGAGAUACAGGUACAGGAAAGACUAUCAUGAUGAAAUCAUUACUAAAGGGACUUCCUGAAGAUUCAUACUCACUUAACAUGAUUCAAUUCUCUGCACAAACUUCAGCAGGACACCUACAACGACUUAUUGAUGGAAGUUUGGAAAAACGUCGAAAAGGUUUUUAUGGUCCACCUAUCAACAAAAAGAUGAUGAUAUUUGUCGAUGAUACAAAUUUACCACAAUUGGAGGAAUAUGGCGCCCAACCGCCAAUAGAACUCCUUCGCCAAUACCUCGAUCAUGGAGGUUGGUAUAACCAUGGGAAAGACAAUAUUGAAUUCCGUCGAUUGGUAGACAUUUUAUUACUUUGUGCUAUGGGACCUGCUGGAGGAGGUAGAAAUCCUGUGACUCAACGUUUUACGCGUCACUUUAACACAAUCGCUAUUCCAGCCUUUGAUGAACCAACAUUACGAAAGAUAUUUGGUACAUUAUCUGAUUGGAUUAUCAGUAGAGGAUUUCCUACCUCAUUACGUGGAAUGGCUACUGCCCUGGUGAGCGCUACAAUUGAGCUUUAUGAGACUUUAGUAGAUAAUUUAAAACCUUCUCCAGAGAAAUCACACUACACAUUUAACCUACGAGACGUUAGCAAAGUAUUUCAAGGUAUUGACAUGGCGAACCCGGCGAAGAUCGUGGAUGAACGGAAGUUAUCAGUAUUAUGGAUGCACGAAGUCUCCAGGGCUUUUGCUGAUCGUUUUAUCAACGAGAAGGAUACAAAUUGGUUCCUCGACGAGGUAGGUAAAUUAUCAAUGAAACACUUUAAACUUCCACUUGAAAACUUACAUAGUGUAGAAAAUCCAACACUCUUCUCAACCUUUAUGAAUGAUGAUGGAUAUUAUGAGGAGUUACCUAAUGUAAAUGAUGCCCGGAAAGUACUGGAGAGUAAAUUAGAAACCUACAACUUAGGAACACACUCUGGUGAGUUAGAUCUCGUUAUUUUUAAUUAUGUCGUUGUACAUGUCUCAAGGAUUUGUCGUGUUCUCCGUCAACCUGGUGGAAAUCUUCUUCUUAUUGGAGUUGGUGGAAGUGGACGUCGUAGUUGUACCAAAGUUGCUGCAUAUUUGCAAGAAUGUGACUAUAUGACUACAACUCCAGCAAAGGACUAUGACCACAGCAACUUUUUAGAUGAUAUACGUGCUCUUCUCUUGCGUACUGGUAUGAAUGGCUAUGCAACUGUAUUUGUUAUGUCAGACACUCAAAUAACAUCAGAGAGUUUCCUCGAAGACAUCUGCGGCCUUCUUAACACUGGCGAAGUACCAGGAAUCUGGGAUACCAAACAGGAUAAGGAGACAUAUGAGAAUGCUGUCGCAUCUCUUCGAGAGAAAGGAAAAGAACUUGGACGUCCUGAUACCGCUGAGGCGCUUCAAGCUCUUUUUGUUGAGCGAUGUAAAAAGUAUAUGCAUAUUGCACUAUGCUUUUCACCUAUAGGUAAUGUUUUGCGUGAAAGACUACGAAAAUUUCCUUCAUUAGUAAAUUGUACCACUAUUGAUUGGUUCUCUGAAUGGCCAGAGGAUGGGUUACAUUCAGUAGCCAUACGAUUCCUUUCAAAACUUGAUAUUACAGAUCAUGAGAAGAAAGCUGCAGAAGAUAUGUUUGUUUUAUUUCAGCAACAAGUUCGUGAACUUGGGAAGGUAUAUUUGACAGAAGUACGACAACACACUUACGUGACACCCACCUCGUAUUUAGAUCUCUUAUCUACCUUUGAACACCUGUUAUGUGAAAAGCGUGAAGAGCUUACUGCUAUGAUGCACCGCUACGCAAAUGGUUUGACACAACUAAAGAAAACAGAAGAUCAAGUUGAAAUCAUGCAACAGGAGUUAGCACUAAUGCGACCACAGUUGGCAAAAAAACAACUAGAAACUGAUGAACUUAUAAAAGAAGUUGAAAUGGAAAGUCGGUUGGCAGAAGAGCAACGAGCUAUUGUUGCUGUAGAUGAAGCGGCAGCCAAUGAACAGGCUGCAGCGGCAAAGGAAAUUAAAGAUGCUUCUCAGAAGAAAGUAGAUGAAGCCCAACCAUUAGUGGAACAGGCACAACGCGCUGUCCUUGAUCUUGACCCAAAAGCACUGCAGGAGAUUAAGGCUCUUAAGACACCACCACAAGGUGUAAAGUACGUCAUUGAAGUCCUCUGUACUCUAUUGGGUGGAACAUAUAAACCAAAACCUGUACGAGAUCCACUAACUGGUAGUGUUUCAGUACCAUACUGGGAACAUGCUAAGCUUACACUCUUAACGGGUGAGUUUAAGAAUAUAUUACUGAGUGCAUAUCCAGUUAUUGUGGAUACAGCACCUGAAGAACAAAUUGAGGAUGUAAAGAAGAAAAUGACAAAUGAUAUGUUUAAAAUGGAAAAUAUCAGAAAAACAUCUGUAGCUCUGGUUGGUGUAGCUACAUAUAUACGGGCGGUGGUGGAAUAUUACAAACAAAAUAAGAUUAUCAAACCACUAUUGGCACAAGCUGCAGCAGCACAGAAAGAGUAUGAUACUGCAAUGGAGGGUCUAAACAAGAAGAAAGAGGAACUACGUAUUAUUAAUGAGAAAUUAAAAGCCCUUACAGAACAUCUUGAGAAAGUGAAGAAAGACAAACAGGACCUUGAAGAAAAAGUAAAUGAUACAGAUAUUAAAUUAACACGUGCAAAGAAACUUAUUGAGGGACUUGGAGGUGAAAAAGUUCGUUUUGCGAAAGAGAGUGAACGGUUUCAGGAAGAGUUAAGGUAUGUUGUUGGUAAUGUUGUUAUUAGCGCCGGUGUGGUUGCUUAUCUGGGUCCAUUUUUGCAUAAAUAUCGUGAAAGAGUAAUGCAAAACUGGUUAAAUAUGUGUAAACAACAGAAUGUUUUAGUUUCAGAAGACUAUGCAUUGGCAAAGUUUGUAGGAUCUCCUAUUGACAUUCAAGCAUGGAAGCUACAACAGUUACCAUCUGAUGGUUUCUCUAUUGAUAAUGCUGUUAUUGUAAAAACCUCUAGUAGAUGGCCACUAUUUAUUGAUCCACAACAACAAGCAAAUAAUUGGAUUCGUAAUAUGGAACGUGCUAAUGGUUUGAUUAUUACACGACCAUCAGAGCCUGAUUGUAUUAAGACUAUUCGUGGAGCUAUUGCUCAAGGAAUUCCUGUUCUUAUGGAAAACCUUGAAGAGACAGUAGAUCCAAUUCUGGAAAACUUACUCUUAAAGCGACUGACAAGAGAAGGUGCUGCUGUUGUGAUUCAUGUUGGUGAACCAGUAGAGUGGAACGAAAAUUUCCGUUUUUACAUGACAACAAAACUGCCCCGACCACAUUAUCUCCCAGAGGUAAGCACAAAGGUAACUCUGAUUAAUUUUAUGAUUACUCAACAAGGUUUACAAGAUCAGCUACUACAGCGUGUUAUGAUGAGCGAACGACGGGAAGUGGAAGAGAAAAAGCAAGCAUUAACUCUUGAAGCUGCUGAGAACCAAGCGAGUCUAAAGCAAACAGAAGACAAAAUUCUUGCAAUUCUCUCAUCUGAAGGAAACAUAUUGGAAAGUGAGACAGCUAUUGAAGAACUUGAUAGCUCCAAGAUACAGAGUGAUCAAAUUGCUAAAAGACAAGAAGAGAUUGAAGCCAUGGAACGUAUAAGUGAUCGUACUCGAAGUUUAUUUAUUCCUGUGGCUAAUCUUGGGGCCACAUUAUUUUUCUGUGUAACAGAGUUAGCUAAUAUUGAUCCUAUGUAUCAAAAUUCACUUAACGCCUAUGUUACUAUUUUUCAAGAAGCCCUUCAACAAAGUGAGGCAUCUGAAGACGUAGAUAUUCGUAUUGAUAAUAUUCGAUCUACAUUUCAAAGCUCAUUGUACAGACGAAUUUGCCGUUCACUAUUUGCACGGGAUCAGUUAUUAUUUUCAUUUACAAUGUGUCUAAAGAUUUAUGAAGUAGAUGUAACACAAUUACGUUGGUUAUUAAUGGGAGGUUUUGAAGCAGAUGAUGGAUUAGCAAGUAAUCCGUUUGCUUCUUGGCUUCCUGAUCAAAAUUGGAAACUGGUAUGGCGUGCGAGUACCCAACUUCCUUCAUUUGAGUCUUUGGUGGAUCUUGUGCGGGAACAGGAAGACUAUUUCCGCGCCUAUUACGAGUCCCCUGACCCGCUUGCGCUUGAGCCUCCCUCUGCGGUUGCGGCGUUGGAGGGGAUAUCGCAAUUGAUCCUCGUGCGCUGCUUCCGCACCGACAAGAUUGUGCCGGCGGUGACGGAGUACGUCCGCUCGCUGCUUGGCGCCUUCUUCGUCGAGCCGCCGCUCUACGCGCUGGAGGACGUUGUCGACGAGUUGGCGCACGACCCGUCGGUGCCGCUCGUGUUGGUUCUCUCGCCGGGCGCGGACCCGAACGCGGAGUUGGACCGCCUCGCCGCCCAGCGCGGGAUGGGCGGGCGGCUGAUGAAGUUGUCCCUCGGGCAGGGGCAGGGGGCCGCCGCGCGGGAACUCAUCGACGAGGGCGUCCGCAAAGGGAAUUGGGUGCUCCUGCAGAACUGUCAUCUCUACCAGGACUUCAUGCCAGAACUCGCACGCAUCAUAGAGAACUACAGCGAUAGCGCGGCAAAGACGAAUUUGAAUGACCAGUAUCGACUCUGGCUUACAUCUCUUCCAAGUGAGACAUUCCCUAUUGCUAUAUUGCAAAACGGAGUAAAAUUGGUACAAGAACCUCCAAAAGGUCUUAAAAGCAACCUCUUGCAGUCUUAUCUUUCUAAUCCUGUGGCAGAUGCACAAUUCUUUAAUUCCUCUAAAAAACCAGAAGUCUGGAGAAAGUUACUUUUUGGAAUUUGCUUCUUUCACGCCGUGGUUCAAGAGCGCCGCCAAUUUGGACCCUUGGGUUGGAAUAGGAUGUAUGAAUUUAAUGAUACAGAUAGACGUAUUAGCAUUCGACAGCUUAAUAUGUUUCUUGAGGAAAAUGAUGAGGUCCCAUACGAUGCACUCUUGUAUCUUACUGGUCAAUGUAACUAUGGAGGUCGUGUAACUGAUGAUUGGGAUCGUCGUUGUAUUAUGGCAAUCUUAUCACUUUACUUAACCCCACUUAUAUUAGAAGAUGACUACGUGUUUGCCCCGGAUGCUCCUGAGUACUACGCCCCUCCUUUUGGUGAAUAUGAGUCAUAUGUGGACUAUAUUCAAAACUUACCUUUGCAACAACCUCCUGGGGUUUUUGGUCUUCAUGAGAACGCUGAUAUCACCAAGGAUGAAAGAGAUGCGAAGAAUUUGCUUGAGGCUACACUUCUGACUCAGCCACGUGAGUCCUCUGACUCGGCGUCAAAGUUGGAUCCCAAGACAACUGUAAAGGAAAUGGCCCAUCAUGUCCUCUCAAGGCUUCCAAAACCUUUUGACAUUGAAGAAAUUCAGAAAAAACAUCCUAUUGAUUAUUCUCAAUCCAUGAACACGGUACUUCUUCAAGAAGCGAUACGGUAUAAACGUCUUCUUGUCGUUUUGCGACAAACACUUGCUGAUGUUCAAGAUGCUAUAAGUGGAAAAGUAGUAAUGAGUGCCGAUCUGGAGGAAGUUUUCAACGCGAUGUAUGAUGGCAAGGUUCCAAAUGUCUGGAAGAAGCGGUCGUAUCCGUCAUUAAAGCCAUUUGGUUCCUAUGUCAAUGAUCUGGUCGAGCGUCUCAGUUUUCUUCAAAAAUGGUGUGAUGAAGGCCCACCACCGAUGUUCUGGAUAAGCGGGUUUUUCUUUACGCAAUCAUUUCUCACAGGUGUCAUGCAAAAUUAUGCGCGAAAAUGGAAAAUAGAAAUUGAUAAGCUGUUAUGGAAGUUUACUGUGCUUAAUGAGGAGACUUGUACCACGGCUCCUGAGGAUGGUUGUUGCAUCUACGGUUUGUUCCUGGAGGGAGCUGGAUGGGAUUCUGUCAACGCUGCCCUCUGUGAAAGCAAACCAAAAGAGCUCUUCAUUAAGUUUCCACUAUUACGACUGCUUCCAUGCCGUCAGGAGGAACUUCCUGAUACCCCAAUAUACAGAUGUCCUUGUUACAAGACCACCGAUAGACGUGGUGUGCUUUCAACCACCGGUCACUCCACCAAUUUUAUUCUUACCAUUGAUCUACCGAGACAUCCAGCCGACACAGAGAAUCACUGGGUGCUCCGCGGUGCAGCUCUUUUCACCCAGCUCCCUUUUUAG
Molecule: messenger RNA, 12834 nt
Organism: Trypanosoma theileri
Lineage: Eukaryota; Euglenozoa; Kinetoplastea; Trypanosomatida; Trypanosomatidae
Product: dynein heavy chain
Exons: 1
Coding region: 1-12834 (4277 amino acids)
Biological process (GO): microtubule-based movement
Cellular component (GO): dynein complex
Molecular function (GO): dynein light intermediate chain binding; ATP binding; minus-end-directed microtubule motor activity
Source: RefSeq, a predicted model, not a curated record